AUGUUUGUGACUCCUAGACUCGGACGCACUCUUUCGGUACUCGCUCAGCGAGGAACUACCAUAGCUAAGGCUACCAGAAAUGCGAGCACUGUUGCAGCUGCUACAGAUAUUACUAGGGAUAAAUACAAAGUCGUCGUGGUAGGCGGAGGUUCUGGAGGACUGAAUAUCGCCAACCAAAUUUACGAUCGUUUCAAGGCUGCUGGCAAACAACUGAACAAGGGCGACGUCCUGGUGUUAGACGCGGCAGAAUACCACUACUAUCAGCCCGGUUGGACGUUGGUCGGUGCUGGUCUUCGUCCCAAGACCGAUUUCCGACGAUCUCUCGCCUCGCUUGUUCCAGGCCAUAUCUCACAUAUCCCGGAGAACGUGACAUCGUUUUCCCCGGCCACUUCCUCCGUCAUGACCCAGUCUGGACGUUCUGUAACAUACGAAUCCCUCGUGGUUGCUGCCGGACUUAAAAUUAACUGGGACGCUAUUUCAGGACUGACAAAGGCUCUUUCGGACCCGUCGUCUGGAGUUUCAUCCAUCUACUCUUACAACACGUGUGAUAAAACAUGGUCAGAUAUAGACUCUCUCAAGUCCGGGAAUGCAGUCUUCACACAGCCCGCUGGGAUUAUAAAAUGUCCAGGUGCCCCUCAAAAGAUCAUGUGGAUGGCAUGGGACAGAUACCGGAGGACCAACCGAGGAAGCUAUAUCAAGAUGGACUUUUAUUCCGGUUUGCCAACCAUGUUUGCGGUCAAGAAAUACUCCGAUGCUCUGAACGCACUACGUAUUGAGCGGGGCGUGGGGGCCGAGUUUUUGCACAACUUGGUUUCCGUAGAUGCCGGAAACCGCAAAGCAAAGUUCAAGAAAGCUGACGAAACCACCGUUGACAUCGAUUUCACUGUUUUGCACGUGACGCCCCCGAUGGGACCGCUCGAUUUCAUCAAACGGUCCCCUCUUGCCGAUGCGGAGGGAUGGCUCCAGGUCGACCAUACCACAUUGAGGCAUGUCAACCCAGCAUAUGGAAACAUAUUUGCCCUCGGAGACUGUGCCUCGCUUCCUACUAGCAGAACGGCAGCUGCUAUAACAUCGCAAACGCCAGUGCUGGCGGAAAAUCUAUUUUCCGUUGUAGACACCGGCAAAGUCGGUGUUGCGAAGUACGAUGGCUACACCAGCUGCCCUCUAUUGACAGGAUAUGGUGAACUAAUGCUCACCGAAUUCAAAUAUGGUUUUGAGCCCAAGGAGAGUUUCGCCAACUACAUGGGAGAUCAAAAAACACCCAGGAGAGUCUAUUACCACUUGAAAAAGGAUUUGUUUCCAUGGGCAUAUUGGAAUUUCAUGGUACACGGAAAGUGGUUCGGACCUUCAGGACCUAUUAGACCUACGUUCUUGUAA
Messenger RNA from Serpula lacrymans var. lacrymans S7.9, 1377 nucleotides. RefSeq lists its product as uncharacterized. The coding region runs from base 1 to 1377 and encodes 458 amino acids. The record is from RefSeq and is a predicted model, not a curated record. Gene Ontology annotation, cellular component: mitochondrion. NCBI's taxonomy places the organism in Eukaryota, Fungi, Basidiomycota, Agaricomycetes, Boletales, Serpulaceae. Gene Ontology annotation, molecular function: FAD binding; sulfide:quinone oxidoreductase activity. The transcript is spliced from 9 exons.